This is a messenger RNA of Symbiodinium natans, 1068 nucleotides long. Lineage: Eukaryota; Dinophyceae; Suessiales; Symbiodiniaceae. The record is from the annotation of a GenBank genome assembly.
AUGGAUCGCGAGGGUCCAGCUACGUCCGUCUGCCGCGCUGAUGGGGCAGAUCCGCGCCUCCUCGGCCAGCGAACUGUGGACGGCAAGCAGCAGAUGCUGCAGGUAAAGCGCUUGGAGGAGCUUGCAGCUGAAGGACGCAAGGCCAAGAAGAACCAGGUUCGAGUGGAAGUGGAUGGAGUUGAUCGAGUGGGUGGAGUGGGCAUAGGCUGGGCAAAGGUGAUUCGCGAGGCGAAGGUGCGUGCCUCCAAGAGCAGGGGUAGUGACGUGGUGGCUACCCUGCACGAGGGCGCCCAAGUGCUUGUCGAGGAGGUCUCUUCCAAAGCUGCACGCAUCCACACGCCGUUUGCAGGGUGGAUCGCGCUUACCAAGGCCUCCGGGCCGGUCCUCGAGCAAGACAGUUGCAACCGCCGAGGGCCCGGUGAGAAAUCAGCCACCCAGUGGGUCGUGGAUCACACCCUGGCCCGCCUCCGUGCAGUCACAGAUGUGCCCACAGUUGAAGAUGUGCCCAUGCCCUCCGAAAUGCUUGAACAUCCCCUAGAGUGCCCAGAGUUGGCAACCGACCCAAGCCCAAAGCGGCCAUUCACCCAGCUCCCCUCUGUGGCCACGUGGCUGGUGGCAACGCCGCCCAUCAGUGCAGGCGCAGCAGACGCAGCAUUUCCAAACCCUGCGGCCGCAGCCGAUCCCUCGUUUGCCCACCUGCCUUCCGUGGGCACAUGGCUGGCAAGCGCCUCUGUGACACAACGCUUGGUGCCCCUCCUGGACCAGGCUGCAUUUGCCCAGCCGCACUCGGUGGCCCCAACCGAGCCUCCACUGGCCCAGCCCGUGCGCCCAAUCUGUGCGUUCACCCAGCUGCCCUCCGUGGCUACAUGGCUUGCGACAAAGCCAGCUCCAGGUGCAGCUGACGUACCGGCCUUCGCAGAGCCCACACAGGAUCCUUCUCCAGAGUCUACGUCCUUGGGGGACUGGUGGAUUGCUUUCUGCAACUCUCUGCAGCAAACGCUGUGCUGUGGCCGUGGAAAGUGGUCGAAUCAGCAUGAAGUCGGAUGGAGUGCAACAUGCACCCAUUGA